AGGUCUUUAUUUGAUACAAAAAUACACAAUAUUAAAAAUGUUUUUUUAACGCAUACGAAAUGAACUCCAUUUGAAAUGGGAGUAUCAACCAGUGUGUGGGCGUCAUAUGUCUUGUGAUUUACGUAGCGAUUAAAAUUUUAAUGUUGCCUCGUCAUAAAACGUCAUGCGACUGUUAUUCUCGUAUUCAUUCAAUAGUACUGUCACAAAAAAAUGAACUUACCCUUUAGACUAUUCUCGAACUGCUCCAAAUUUAUUGGGAGUUCUUUGAUCAUAAAAUAUUCAUAGAUGCGACGUUUGCUAUCGCACGAAAACAGUCGUCUAUUUUUGAAGCAAAAAAAAACUGGUUCGUUUUAUGAUAUUUGAAGUAUCGAUUGAUGGCUUACAUUGAUCGAGAGACUUAGGGAACCCUCUAUUUUCAUUGAACCAUUUCUGAAGAAAAAAAAGACUAAUAAAAGUGGCGUCGGCUUGUCCGAUCCCAUUCAUUUGUGAAUUUAUUGAUUCCAUACUCUCGGCAAUCACACACACAACAGAUAGACAAUAAAUGAUAUAGAAGCAGCUCCCUCUCUUAAAAUAAAAAUGAAUAAAAUAUGAAAAAUUCGGUUUGAAUUUCAUAUUCAACGAGCCAACCAUAAUUAUGAAUAUUGUGAAUGAAUUGGCUGUAAAAAUAUAUACAUGCAUUUGAUCCUGAAUUCAUCCAAACGAAAAUCACCGCAAUAGAAAUGGGAAAAAAAUGAAAAAGCAGAACGAAAUGAAACUAGAACUACCACAACAAGCACGGAGAAUGGCAUAUAUCGAUUGAUUGCGCGCGCAAAAGUCUCCAGCAAAAUUUUCCAACGGUUUCGCAUAAAUAUGCCGCGUUGCGUUUGACUGUAUGGGUUGGUUAUUGUGUAUGCUUGGCUGUAUGGCUGAAUGUUUAUAAGUAAAACUAGUCACAGUAGUUGUGCUAAUGUUUCCCCUAGAAUUUAAAAACGACGACGGCAACCGCAACAACAACAACAACAGCAACACACAAUUUUGAAAACGAAUUUGAAAUUACCACCACACAUAUGGCCAUCUCGUGCCAUUAAAGCUUUCAAAUGACGUUUUCGCCUCAACUUCCGCAAUUCCUCUGGCACAGUCACACCGAUCAACUGGAUACUAUACAGCGAAUCACAUUCGGUCACUAUACUCUCUUCGCGAAAUUUGCUCUAUUUACCACAAUUUUUUUCUUGAACUCGAUACACAUGUCAAUACAUUUCUCUAAAGUUUAAAAUUCUCCAUUUCAUUUUCAUCAUCUCAUCGGAUCGAACGGAAAAUCUAUUCUUAAAAAAAAAAUUUCAAAUAAAAUUGCGUCUUUUUUCCCUAUAAAUAAUUGUUAUUGUUAUAUGUUUUUUGUGUAUUUGGUACUUCCAAAUGGGCAACAUCCGUUUAGUGUCUUCGACAUUUAAAAUAAAUUGAUUUUUUCCACAUCGAAGUGCAUUGUUUUGAUUAUCUCUCGACGAAAUUCAAUUAAGUUUGACAUCCAUUUGUGAUUUUAUUGAUAAAAAUAUGCCAGACGACAGCAAAUGAAUGGAAAAAUUGGUGCUUGCGAUAUUAAUUUAAGCUAUUGUGUUGAGAUUUGAUGCAAAGAAUAAGAAGAAGAAGCUUUUGACAUAAAUCACGUAGUAGAGAGUAGGUCAGUUAUGUAAUAAGAAAAAUUUAAGAGCGAAAAACAUUGUUGUCUUGUAAUCGCAGCCUCAGUGCAAGUGGAUGAUUCUGUUGUUGUUGUUAUUGUCUUUGCUGGAUAUUGUGUGUGCUUUGUAUGCAUAAGACAUAUUGAUAUAGACAAAGAGGCACCAUCAUCGUUCCAUAUCCUACUAUAUACUAAUUUUUUGCUCAAUUACAUGGUUCAUGGUAACGAAUUUUAACUAUGUUGACAUAAUGCAUGCAAUAAAUUUAUGUUGACAUUUUGCAUGCAUGACCAAACAUGGCCGACGACGACGCCACACCAAAAAAAUAACAAUUUUUCAACAUAAAAUUAGUGUGUUUUUUUUCUGUUCUAAAUGAAAUUGGUUCUGCACUGAUUUGAUGGUGUUUGUGCUUUGGCUUCACUAACCUACUACAACAUAUGGAGCGCACCUAAUGGACGCGACGUUUCAAUGUAACAGUAGAACAUACAUACCGCACACAUAUAGUGAGCCUGUAACACGAAAACCCAUUUUAAACUGAAAAUACAAUGUGCUGUACAUAUGCGAAUUGGUGUAUGAACUAGGCAACGCACGCAAGGCAAAUCUGUUUUGAUCAAUAAAACGACCGUGCUGAAAAAUAUUGUCAAUCGCUUCAUUUGAAAGGAAAAGAAAAUCCUUGCCCUUUCCAAAAGAAAAAUACAGAAUAGUAAUUUACAAAAUUGACCACAUGCUGUUUUACGGAAUUGGCCACCAUUGGAUGGUGUAAUAAUAGGCUAGAAAUUCGGUUUCGAUUUACAAGGACAUUGAAUAGAUAUAGAGAGUGAUACGGGGAGAGAGCGAAAAACAAACAAAUCAUAGAAAGAGAGUGGGCGAGUGUGUGAAAAAUGGGUAAAAAGAAGAAGAUUGCAGUGGAGGAUUUGGUGGUACCGCCUCAGAAUCAUCGUAUUUGCGGCACAAUCUGUAUUUGUCAAAUGACUUUUGUAUUGAGCUCGGUUGCCAUAGUUUAUUUAACGGUAGCAAUUUAUAUGCCAUCGUCGCGUGCGAUAAAAAGUGGUAUUAGUGAAGUGCCCGUCAUGUGCACCACCCUCCGGGCCGUCAAUACCGAAAUGUGCGAUUGGGGCUCAUGCGGUGAAUGGUGUUUGAGUAAAACAUCCGGUGCGUGCAUUCAAAUCUAUGUGAAUUUGCGAAACAAUGGCAGCAGUUUGACAUUUGCCAAUUGUACGAACAGUGCGAAUAAGACUUGUUACGGUAUCGAUCAGGAGAAUGCAAAGAAAGCACGUUGCAUUGCCGACGAGUGUAAGAAUUUAACGGGAACGUUCAACUGUACGAUGGGCAUGUGUUUGAAUAUCACCGAUGCGUUUGAAUGUGUUUUCCAUAAUACGGAUGCGCCGAUGAAGUGUUCGGGUCGACGCGGUAAAAUCACUUGUAUCGACAUCGAUGGACUUUUUUCGUGUAGCCGUGGAACUUGCCGCAAAAUCCGUACACCAUACAACUGCGAUAGACGUUGUGUUGACAUUCCAGUUCGCAAUAAAAACAUUGUUUUGCUCAGCGGCGAUAAGGUGUAUUUGUCGCAGUGUGAAAGUGCGUUUGACGCAAUGACUGGACUCGAAGUGUGGAAUGAUACACAGAACAAUGUGUUGAUGGCCAGUUGCUAUCAAAUCAAAAAUACAUCGGUCGGCGUUGAAGCGUUCGAUUGUGUAAAUGGCUCGGUGUUGGCAAAUAAUAUUCUGGGUGAUUUAAUCAAUUUCACCUAUUUGAGCUAUUUACAUGUGUUCAGUACGACACCGGUUAAGGCCAUUGCUCCGAUAGAUUUAGAUAUAUCGAUUUACAAUGAAUCACGACUCAUGAUCAAUUUGGAGGGUUGUGUGAAUACAUUGAAAGACGAGUGCCGUGAAUUUUUAAAAGAUUAUGGCAAAGAUGGCACCGAUCACAAUGCACGGGCUCGUUUCCCAUGCUUUUUCUCGUUGAAUGAUCCGAGCGUGGUGGUUUCACGUUUCAAUCUUGCACAAACUUAUUUCCAAUUGUACAUCGGUUCCAUCGUGCCGACCGUACUGUUUAUCGUCUCUUGCACAUGUUUGGUGCUGUGUCAACGCACGGUUGUUGUUGGCGACGAUGCAAGAAUGCGAUUCAAAGGCUGCGGCACAGACACAUUGGCUCCUUCGGCUACACAAGAAAAUAUUGAAGAGGCCGUUACACGUCAAUAUAAUGCUGCGGAAAGUAACGAUGUUAUGGCACUAUGAGAUCAAUCACGCAUUCCUCUGCUACGUGAAGAGACGUAAAGAUAGCGAGCCCAGUUCAUUAAUCUAGUUUUUUUUCUUCGCCACCACAAUAAACCACAUUUAUUUCCUCACAAAUAAUAUCCAAGUGCACGAAUCACACGAUUAACCAAAAAAAUCAUUUUUUUAAUCAAAUAAUAAUUGCAACGCUAUUGCGCGCGCAUCGAAAUUAAAUCCACAAGCAAAGUCUUCGUGAUCACAGCUCACUUACGAAUUUUUUAAUCCAAAGAAGAGAAUCCAAAGGUAACGAAACAUAAAAUAGGUCUUACAUCCACUUCGGCAUAAAACUGUAGAGAUUGUUUCAGUAGCCGAUCAAAUCGAACAAAAUCGAAAUUUACCACAUGACAGUACGGGAGUAAUUUUCUUUAUUUAGUUUUGUUCUACGAACUGGAGACUAGAAGCAAUAAAAAAAGAAACCAAAAUCACGAUCAACCAACAACCUCUUUGAGUACCGAGGGAUGCGUGUUAAAAAAAUUCAAUAACGAAAUCUCAAACCAAACAAAAUGGUUUGAUAGCCAGCCAACCAGAAUUAAAUUAGGUGUUCACUUAACAACGCUCAACACAAAAACACAAAACAAACAACCAGAAUACACAUACAACAUAAUUAGAUUCACCGAAUCGAACAGCAUUUUGGACUAAGCCACAGACAAAAACAAAGCACAAACGAUUUUCGCCGUCUUUUUUUUAAACCAAAAAAAUGUGUCACACAGCUUAAAUAAAAAUCAACGAGUAGCUUAAAAUCAAGUAGUAAAUACCAAUUUGCAAUUAAUCAAAGAAAAA
This is a messenger RNA of Sitodiplosis mosellana (orange wheat blossom midge), 4702 nucleotides long. RefSeq lists its product as uncharacterized. Gene Ontology annotation, biological process: regulation of sodium ion transport. Bases 2531 to 3886 code for a protein of 451 amino acids. Lineage: Eukaryota; Metazoa; Arthropoda; Insecta; Diptera; Cecidomyiidae. Gene Ontology annotation, molecular function: sodium channel regulator activity. The transcript has 3 exons. The record is from RefSeq and is a predicted model, not a curated record.